This is a messenger RNA of Sinocyclocheilus anshuiensis, 3015 nucleotides long. RefSeq names its product general vesicular transport factor p115-like. Gene Ontology annotation, molecular function: protein binding. The record is from RefSeq and is a predicted model, not a curated record. The coding region runs from base 185 to 2401 and encodes 738 amino acids. NCBI's taxonomy places the organism in Eukaryota, Metazoa, Chordata, Actinopteri, Cypriniformes, Cyprinidae. Gene Ontology annotation, biological process: vesicle fusion with Golgi apparatus; endoplasmic reticulum to Golgi vesicle-mediated transport; transcytosis. Gene Ontology annotation, cellular component: Golgi stack; ER to Golgi transport vesicle membrane; Golgi membrane. The transcript is spliced from 21 exons.
CUCUGCGCAUGCGCGUCCGGGUCAGUUCCGGGCUGCGCUGUCGUGCCGAGAGGUCAACAUCAGACAGCAGCUGUUUUAAUGACAUUUACUCUCUGCCCGUCCUGGAAAAUCCCUUCAGUUUAACAGAAGUUUACUCUGUGAACAUCUACAUUUAAAACAUUAGCGAACGCGGACACGCAGGAGGAUGAACUACAUCUGGGAAGCCGUGGGAAGGCAGCCGCCAGGCCAGCAGCCGAGCGGAGCGGAGACCAUUCAGAAACUGUGUGACCGCGUGGCUUCAUCAACCCUGCUGGAGGACCGGAGAGAUGCGGUCCGUGCCAUCAAGUCUCUGUCCAAGAAAUACCGUGUGGAGGUCGGCACAAUGGCUAUGGACCAUUUGCUUCGAAUACUGCAGAGUGACCGGACAGACACUGAAAUCCUAGGUUAUGCUUUGGACACUUUGUACAAUAUAGUCUGCAGUGACGAAGAGGAGGAGCCAGAAGAUUCUGAAGAGGAGAACCAGCAGAAGCAGGAGGAUGAUUUGGGAGCUCGGUUCACUGAGGAGUUCAUCGGGGAACCAGAUAAUAUCACUCUUCUCCUCACGCUGUUGGAGGAGUUUGACUUCCACGUGCGCUGGCGGGGUGUGAAGCUCCUGACUGUUCUUCUGAAGAGCCAGUGUGCUCCGGUCCAGAGCAUCGUCCUGGUCAGCCCCAUGGGAGUGUCCAGGUUAAUGGAUCUUCUUGCUGACUCCAGAGAAGUUAUCCGUAAUGACGGUCUCCUGCUGCUGCAGCAGCUAACCAAAGGCAACACUGCGAUUCAGAAGAUCGUGGCUUUUGAAAAUGCAUUUGAGAGACUUCUUGAGAUCAUCACAGAGGAGGGUUCGAGCGAUGGAGGUAUCGUGGUGGAGGACUGUCUCUUAUUGCUGCUCAACCUCCUGAAGAACAAUAGCUCCAACCAGAAUUUUUUUAAAGAAGGCUCCUAUAUCCAGAAGAUGAAGCCGUGGUUUGAGGUGGGAGAUGACAACUCCGGCUGGUCGGCACAGAAGGUCACCAACCUCCAUCUGAUGCUGCAGCUGGUGCGAGUGAUGGUUUCUCCGGUGAACUCUCCGGGGGCCACAGCCAGCUGUCAGAAGGCCAUGUUCCAGUGUGGUCUCCUCCAGCAGCUCUGCACCAUCCUCAUGGCCACAGGUGUUCCUGCAGACAUCCUCACAGAGACCAUCAAUACAGUGUCAGAAGUCAUCCGUGGCUCUGAAGUGAAUCAGGACUACUUUGCAUCUGUAAACGCACCAUCCAAUCCACCAAGGCCUGCGAUUGUAGUUCUUCUCAUGUCGAUGGUGAACGAGAGACAGCCAUUCGUUCUGCGCUGUGCUGUACUGUACUGCUUCCAGUGCUUCCUGUACAAGAACCAUAAAGGACAGGGUGAGAUCGUAGCCACACUGCUGCCCUCCACUAUAGAUGCUAGCUCUAUGUCGGCGGGGCAGCUGUUGUGUGGAGGUCUGUUCUCAGCGGAUUCUCUGUCAAACUGGUGUGCCGCUGUGGCUCUGGCUCACGCGCUGCAGGAUAACCUCACACAGAAAGAACAGCUGCUGCGUGUACAACUAGCCACCAGUCUGGGCAAGCCUCCCGUCUCCCUCCUCCAGCAGAGCACUAACAUCCUAUCCCAGGGCGAUAAGCUCGAGCGGCGGGGCAGUCAUGUGCAGACGAAGGUCGGUCUCCUCAUGUUGCUCUGCACCUGGAUCAGUAACUGUCCAAUCGCUGUCAUGCACUUCCUGCACAAUCAAGACAACGUUCCCUUUGUAUCCUUCUAUCUACACACACACACAUACACACACACUCUCUCACACACACACACUCACUCACUCUGGUAUAUUUGGAAAUGUUUGUUUGGUGUCCAGCAGAAGGCUGAGGCCACACCGUCGGCAGAGGGCUCGACUUCAGACGCCACAGAAUUACAAAAGGAGGUGGAGCUGCUGAGAGCUCAGCUGCAGAGCCAGAGCGCAGAGAUCGCACAACUACAGAGAGAGAAACACCAGCUUCUCAGAGGAUCUGACACCACAGCUGCGGCUGCAGGAGACGAUGCUGUCCGCUCAGAGUUAGAGAGCAGACUCUCGGCUCAGACGCUCAAGGAGCAAGUUCAAGCUCUUCUGGAGAGCAAGGAGCUGAUGGAGAAGGAGCUUUCUUCAGCCACGAGCUCAGCUGCUAUCAUGCAGACGGAGAAGAGCAAGCUACAGCAGGAGCUGCAGGAGUCCAAGAAAGAGCAGGACGAUCUCCUCAUGCUGCUCGCUGACCAGGACCAGAAGAUUCUGAGCCUCAAACACAGACUCGAGGACUUGGGAGAGACGAUUGAAGAUGAGGAUGAUCUGGAUGCAAGAGACCAGUUUGACGAUGAUGAUGAUGAAGAGGAAGAAGAGUGUGAUGAAUAAAAACAAAUUGACUUCAUAGUGGAAGACUGCUAAUACUAACCUGUCACUUACACGCUUCAAGAAAGAGACCGAAGGCCUCGGACCAUGGAGCUGAUCUUCUGAUUUUUAGAAGGAUCACAUAUUUGUUUAUUUUCUUCGUACCUGCUUUUUAAUUUUUAGAAUUUCUUUUGCAGUGGGACAUUUUUCAGAAUUGUUCAGCCAUACACUCAUAUUUACAAAGGAUCAGACACACUCCAGCUGCUUUGCAUCGCAUCGUGUGUUGUUCUUCAGUAAAACACUGCUGAAGUCCCUCUGAAGGAUGGGAUCAGACACUUUCAGCUUCCUCUCAAGCUGGAGAGCUAUUGUGCAAAAUUUGAUUUAGCUUUUGGUUAAUUUAUGGAUAAACGAGCCUCUUUAGAAUAAACUAUGUAAAUGCACGUCUGUGGUGUUUUGGUUUUAAACUCGUUGUUGCAUGUACAGCUGUAUUUGAGGAUUUUUUCCAAUGCUAAUAAUAUCCACAAAUAGAAUUUUGCUAUGAACUGCGUUCAUGGUCAUGUUUGAAAAUGAGUUAUGCAUUAAUUAGAUAGGAAUUGUAAAGGAAGGCUUAUUAAAAUUCACAACGUAUUUUUCUUUAA